Messenger RNA from Alternaria arborescens, 348 nucleotides. RefSeq lists its product as hypothetical. Bases 1 to 348 code for a protein of 115 amino acids. The record is from RefSeq and is a predicted model, not a curated record. The transcript has a single exon. NCBI's taxonomy places the organism in Eukaryota, Fungi, Ascomycota, Dothideomycetes, Pleosporales, Pleosporaceae.
AUGUUGGAUGCGUGGAAUAUCAGGCUAGAAGAUUCAGGCGACUUGGAUUUCCUGCGUCGCGCGUCCCCAGAUUUCGUCAUCGGACAGACUGUACAGCAGAGAGUUAUCAACCUUCCGGCACUUCGGCCCAACAUCGCUAUUCAGACCAUCCAAGCUCCGUCGCCAAAUAUUACCUUCCAGACUAUGCAGACCCCCCAGCCUGCUGCUCCCCUCAUGCAACCUGAACUUCCUAAGCGACUCAGAUUUCGUGAUCAGUGGGGCAAUAUCGUCGAAGAGCGUGACGAGACAGAACAGGAGAAGAGUGAUAGAGAAUUUCAGGAAUGGAAGGAGAAGUUUGGCAUCAAGUAG